Cyclocybe aegerita is the source of this 1032-nucleotide messenger RNA. The record is from the annotation of a GenBank genome assembly. NCBI's taxonomy places the organism in Eukaryota, Fungi, Basidiomycota, Agaricomycetes, Agaricales, Hemipholiotaceae.
AUGGCUACUCAAAAAGCUAUCUUCCUCACUCAGAAAUUCGGCGACUUCGUGGUCGGCGAGACGAUCAAGUACAAACCCGGGCCGGGCGAGAUCCUCAUCAAAGUUCAAGCAGCCGCACUGAACCCAGUUGACUGGAAGAUCCAGAAAUAUGGGGUGUUCGUCGACGCCUACCCGGCGAUUCUGGGAACUGACCUCGCUGGCGAAGUGGAGGAGGUUGGCGAUGGAGUUAAGGAGUUCAAAAAGGGCGAUCAAGUUGUAACCCAAGGCCAGUACAAUGCGAACGACAAGGCCGGUUUCCAGCAGUACGCUUUAGCUCUUUCAUCGACGGUGUCGAAGAUUCCUGCUAAUGUCACAGUGGACGAAGCCUCCACUCUCCCCGUCGCCCUCACCUGUUCAUAUGUCGCCUUCUACAACACAGAGCCAAAUGGACUUGGAUUCGAACCUCCAAUCACACCUCAUGCUCAAGGAAAAUAUGCUGGGAAACCCGUCGUUAUUCUCGGAGGCGCAAGCUCUGUCGGUCAAUUUGCAAUCCAGCUCGCUAAGUUAUCAGGAUUCUCCCCGAUUAUCACCACAGCUUCUCUCAAACACGCCGACUUCCUGAAGUCUCUCGGCGCCACCGCUAUUCUUGACAGGAACCUCUCAUCCAUUGAACUGAAGGCCGAAAUAUCUAAGCUCACAAGCUCUUCUAUCGAUGCUGUGUACGACUCCAUCUCCCUGCCUGCCACUCAGCAGAUCGGUGCAGACCUCCUUUCACCUUCUGGACGACUCGCUACCGUGCUGCCUCCUCCUGAGAGUUUGAAGCUGGACGCCAACAAGAGAAGCAUAGUUGUUCUUGGCAUGCUGAGGAAGCCAGAAAAUAUUGAGUUGCUGGAGAUCUUCUACCACGACCACCUCGAGUCAUUCCUGGAAAAAGGUCUAAUCAAGCCGAACAGAGUUGAGGUCUUACCAAACGGCCUCCCGGGGAUCAUCGCGGGCUUGAAGAAAUUAGAGACGGAAGACAUCUCGCGUUUGAAGCUCGUUGGUCGCCCAUAG